ACAGUCAAUGAACACGAAACAAGCAUGAUUUCCGGAAUGCAUGGUAAUUUAUCUGGAGGUUACGAAAUCAUGGAAAUUAUGCCUUACACCCGGUUUGGGAUUUUUGAGACGGGUCAGAACACUAUAAUG
Molecule: messenger RNA, 129 nt
Organism: Cetraspora pellucida
Lineage: Eukaryota; Fungi; Glomeromycota; Glomeromycetes; Diversisporales; Gigasporaceae
Source: the annotation of a GenBank genome assembly